AUGUCUUCGAGAGUGUUGCUCCGGCAGCAGCUGAUGCGAGAGCAGGCGCAGGAGCAGGAGAGGAGGGAGGCGCAGCAGCAGGCAUCAGUCGCUCAGCUCCGCCCUGCAGACACCACUCCUGCCAUCUCCGUCUCGCUGCCACCCAUGGCUGCCCGGCCUCCUCCAGCACAAGUCCCGGUGGAGGUUCUGAAGGUGCAAACCCAUCUGGAAAACCCAACUAAAUACCACAUCCAGCAGGCGCAGAGGCAGCAAGUGAAGGAGUACUUGUCCACCACACUCGGCAAUAAAGUUGCCACGCAAACUCUCGGUGUGUCUCCUGUCCCACAUUCAGCCUCGGCUCCAGAAAUGGGCCCAUCAGCAAGCAGCGCUCCCAACAGCCCCAUGGCACAUCUUAAUCUAGGCUCCAACAAAGAGGAGAUGGAUGAUGUCAUUGACGACAUCAUCAGCCUUGAGUCCAGCUUCAACGAUGACAUCUUGUCUCUGAUCGAUUCUGGCCUGCAGCUCCCGAACACGCUUCCAGGAAAUCUUCUGGAUGUCUACAACAGUCCUGGUAUGACGACUCCAACCAUCACCGUCAGCAACUCCUGUCCAGCAGAUCUGCCCAACAUCAAAAGGGAAUAUACUGGUAAUGUUAUUGUGAUCGAAACAGAGGCCAGAGCUUUCAUGAAGGAGAGACAGAAGAAAGAUAAUCACAAUCUCAUUGAACGGCGGAGAAGAUUCAACAUAAAUGACAGAAUAAAGGAGUUAGGGGCUCUAAUACCCAAAUCCACUGAUCCGGAAAUGCGCUGGAACAAGGGAACCAUUUUGAAGGCUUCAGUUGAUUACAUAAGAAAACUCCAGAAAGAGCAGCAGAGGGCCAAAGAGAUCGAGAUGAGACAGAAGAAACUGGAGCAAUCUAACCAGGCCCUGAUUCUCCGCAUACAGGAACUAGAAAUACAAGCACGCCACCAUGGCCUUAAUGCCACCGUGUCUCCAGGCCUGAACACAGAGGCAUCCUUCAUCCAAAACCAGCUACUGCAGCCAAAUGCGUCUAUGCAGGCCGGCGUCGGAGAUGGUCAGCCUCAGAGCCACCUCAACAUGGAUGGAGCAAUGGCACAGACUUCACCAUCUCCUUUCCUCUCAGUACCUCCAUCCGGCUCUCCGGCUGCUGUGGCUGUGAGCGGCCCGCUACAUCUGGAGACUUUUAGCUUCACAGAGCUGGACGAACAUGCCUCUGAUUUGUACCCUGACGUUGGUCUUAGUGACAUUCUGAUGGAUGACGUCAGGGGUUCGGAUGUGCUCUUCUCGCCGAUGUCGCCCGGAGCCUCCAAAACCAGCAGCCAAGGGAGCAGCAUAAAUAUGGAGGACGACUUGUGA
Danio rerio (zebrafish) is the source of this 1356-nucleotide messenger RNA. RefSeq names its product transcription factor binding to IGHM enhancer 3b (gene tfe3b). Gene Ontology annotation, biological process: regulation of DNA-templated transcription; regulation of osteoclast differentiation; humoral immune response. Lineage: Eukaryota; Metazoa; Chordata; Actinopteri; Cypriniformes; Danionidae. Gene Ontology annotation, molecular function: DNA-binding transcription factor activity, RNA polymerase II-specific; protein dimerization activity. Gene Ontology annotation, cellular component: nucleus; cytoplasm. The record is from RefSeq and is marked provisional.